AUGUUUCCAGAAUUAGAGAAACCUCGAGUCACAGAGAUACAAGUCCGAAUAGACUGUAAUGGUUGUGUACAGAAGAUAAAGAAGGCCCUUCAUGGUAUUAAUGGUAUAUAUGAUCUCAACAUCGAUGUUGCUCAGCAAAAAAUAACAAUAAUUGGGUGGGCAGAUCCAGAAAAAAUAGUUAAAGCCAUUAAGAGGACAAGAAAAAAUGCCAUAAUUUGUUCUCAAACAGAACCACCAGACGACCAACCACCACCAGACGGCGGAGCACCACCACCAGAGUCCAGUAACCCUCCACCAGAGCCUGAUGAAAAUACAUCAGCAGAGCAGCCAAAAGAUUCACCACCACCAGAGUCAAAACCGUCCCCUGAUGAAGCUGCUGAUCAAACGUCUAGACCAAAGGGUGUUGAAGAGGCUCAUGUAAUAAACCACUCGCCACCAGAACACGGCAGCGGUUAUGGUGGUGGACGGUGUAACGUUGCUUAUCCCUGUGGUGGUAGUGGUACAGGAUUCAGAGGCGAGCCACCUCAACCCAUUUAUGUGGCUCACAGUUACAAUACACACAGACCAUCAACUUAUGUGACUGAAUAUGCAAAUUUCAGGCCACCGCCGGCCGGAUACUCAUUCUACGGUAGACCCUACAACUACAGAGAGGAUUUUCGGGCCGGAAACUAUGGCAGUGGGAAUAUUAAUAUCACUUCAAUGUUCAGUGAUGAAAAUCCAAAUGCAUGCACAAUUGUGUAG
Messenger RNA from Fraxinus pennsylvanica, 741 nucleotides. Lineage: Eukaryota; Viridiplantae; Streptophyta; Magnoliopsida; Lamiales; Oleaceae. The record is from the annotation of a GenBank genome assembly.